Molecule: messenger RNA, 1983 nt
Organism: Ogataea parapolymorpha DL-1
Lineage: Eukaryota; Fungi; Ascomycota; Pichiomycetes; Pichiales; Pichiaceae
Product: copper-containing amine oxidase
Exons: 1
Coding region: 1-1983 (660 amino acids)
Biological process (GO): amine metabolic process
Molecular function (GO): quinone binding; primary methylamine oxidase activity; copper ion binding
Source: RefSeq, a predicted model, not a curated record
AUGGUUGCUCAUCCUUUUGAUCCUAUCAGCGACGCCGAAAUCCGGCUCACUUCGAAAGUGAUCAAGGACUCCCUCAAUCAGUCGCAAAAGCCUCAUUUUUGCCAGAUCGACAGGCUCGACCCGCCAAAGAAGGAUAUGAUCAGAUACCUAGAGGCCGAAAAAACCGGGAAGCCACUUCCUCAGAUCUCGAGAAUCACCUACGCAUACUUUUAUCUGGGGACCGACUUUUACAAGUCUCUUGUCAAUUGCACCUAUGGACACCUGAUCACCACUCAGAAGCAGCCAGAAGGAGUUGUUGGUCCUCUGGUUUGGGAGGAUGUCACGGCAAUAGAGGAAUUGUUGACUGUGCACCCGCUGGUUCAAGCGGAAAUCAAGAAGCUUAGAUUGCCACCAUCCAUCAAGGUGGUUUGUGAUCCUUGGAUCUAUGGAACAGACGACCCUAAAGAGAAAAGACUGUUGAUUCAAUGCUACAUGUAUUUGGCCAAUGCUUCGCACCCUGAGUCCAACCACUAUUCCCUGCCCCUUAAAUUCUCACCUGUUUUUGAGUGCUUGACCAAGAAGUUUGUGAGAAUGGACUAUUUGCCUUCCGGAGUUGACGAGAAGUUUGUCACUGAGACUGAACCUUGGACCAAAUUUCCGUUUGUCGAGUACCAUCCGGAUCUCAAUGGCGAGACUCCAAGACCGCUCAAACCAUUGGUUGUUCAGCAGCCAGAGGGCCCAUCGUUUAAGAUAGAAGGCUCGAAGAUCUCCUGGCAAGGAUGGGAAUUCUACGUGGUGCCCACCGCUAGAGAGGGAUUUGCAAUUUACGACGUCCACUUCAAGGGAAGAUCCGUUAUCUACAGAUUGUCUCUAUCGGAGAUGACUGUGCCUUACGGCGAUCCAAGGCCACCAUACCACAGAAAACAGGCAUUUGACUUGGGAGAUUCUGGCUUUGGAACAACCGGCAAUACUCUCAAACUGGGCUGCGACUGUCUGGGUGUCAUUAAAUAUCUAGACUGCUCCAUCACGGACUCGAAAGGACAACCGAAAUUAGUCCCAAGCACCGUUUGCUUGCAUGAACAGGAUGGCGGUCUGCUUUACAAACACAUGAAUUACAGAACUGGCGGUGCUGUCACCGCCAGAAGAAGAGAGUUUGUUGCUCAGACCAUCGCCACAGUUGCAAAUUACGAAUACAUUCUUAACAUUAUUUUUGAUCAAGCUGGUGAGAUCAGAAUCCACGUUAGAGCAACAGGUAUUUUGUCUACCAUGCCAAUUGACGAAGGACUCACCGUGCCUUGGGGUACCAAUGUUGGACCUAUGGUGAUGGCUGCUUACCACCAGCACCUGCUUUCGUUCAGAAUUGAUCCUGCUGUGGAUGGCUACCAAAAUACUGUCGUCUACGACGAUGUUGAAAAAAUGCCAGCCGGAACCAGCUUUAACCCUUUCGGUGUUGGCUUUGUGACGAAGAGGUCAUACGUUGAGAAGCCAGGUUAUGUUGAUCAGUCUCCGUUCACCAACAGAUCAUACAAGAUUAUUAACGAGAAUAAGAUCAACCCAAUCUCAAAGAGGCCGGUUGCGUACAAAAUCAUGAUGCCGGCCAAGCAAAUGCUGCUGGCGGACGAAAAUUCGUACAACAACAAGAGAGCACAUUUCGCUACUCAGCAAGUCUGGGUUACCAAGUAUAGGGACAACGAGCUGUUUGCUGCUGGCGAGUUCACCAACCAGUCACAGGGAGACACAGGUCUCAAGAACUGGGCCUACAGGAAUGAGAACGUCAGAAAUGAUAAUCCAGUGGUCUGGGCAACUCUCGGGUUCACUCAUAUCCCAAGGGUGGAAGAUUUCCCUGUCAUGCCCGUGGAGACACACGAGAUCGCUAUUGUGCCAAAUGACUUCUUUGAUAAAAAUCCUGCGUUGGACGUUCCGCAGUCCACUCAAAGCUUCAACAGAUCUGAGUACUAUCCGGAAGCAUCGUCAGAAGAGGUUUGCUGCAAAUCUAGUUUGUAA